UUAAAUUUUAUAUUACAAAACAAUAAAAUUGAUUAUCUUUGAAUUUCCAUACAUUAAUUUCUAAUUGUCAAGAUACAGACAAUGCAACGCAAAGCGCCUAGUUCACAAAAAUCUGCAUCGGUACGAUUUUCGUUACAAUCUGACAAGGAUUUCUCAUCGGUUACACAUGGCACCGACAUGCACGAUUGGUUGGAUUGGGAGGAGGGGGGAUCAUCAGUUAAAUCAAUGAGAAGAAUAAAUUUAUUAUGGGAACGUUUAAAAAACCUACCACCGAAUACUCGUGACAAAUUACUCGAGUACUUUCAAUUCAAAGCGGCGCGUACAAUUCAGGCUGCCUGGAGAGGAUAUUAUACACGUAAAAUGUUGAAAAUAAAAACCGAAGCUGCUGAGAUCAUACAACGUGCUUGGAAAUCUUUUUUCGCAAAGCGUUACUAUUAUCGCUUACUAGAGUUCACAGUUCAACAAAGUAUUGAAGCUCACUAUUACCGUGCGGCACAGAUUAUACAAGCCUUUUGGCGUGGGUAUCUGGUAAGGAAGCAUAUACACGAUCAAUAUCGUUUGCAACGCUUACAACUGGGAGCUGCCGAAGAUUUGCUUAGUUGUGUUGCAUACAGAUUACAUCAUCUGUUACGCACGCAUCAAAUACCUGGCAUAUAUUCCAUUCGUAAUUCUAGCUGCUUGUCAAAGGUGGAAAAGUUGCUUACUACUGCGAGUAUAAAGAAGCUCAAUUACGAAAUUUGCUUGAAACGUGCACAGAACGAGCCACCAAUUCACGAAGCGAAACAACAGUUUUACAAAUCUCAAUAUGAGACGAGGGUACCUUAUCCCGGAGCUGAUAUAUGUGACAUAUGUAAGCCACAAUGUAAGAAGUGUUAUAAAAAGUAUGGUGAACUGAUGUAUAAAAUUCUAAAAAUAUAUGAGGCCAAGAUGAACAAAGAAAAGGCUCAAGAGAGGGAAUAUCGAGCACAGAAUAGAGCACGCAGGAGCCAUAAAGCAUUAACUCCGCGUGUGACAAAAAAGGUCAGUGUUCAAGAUUUUUGUACAGAGAUCGUAAAAAGUAUGCAGCGUUGGAAUAUUAUAAGUGAUUAUGAGUAUGCGAUUGAUCCAGCAGUAGUGAAAGCCCCUGAAAAAAUGGAGAACUUCUUAGAUGAAAUCCAAGAAAUCCUAAAUACUAUGGAAAGUAGUUGUUACUGCAAGGUCGACACACAAGCUCAUGGCGAUAGCUGUAGUAAAGUUAAUUGCCCACCACUUCCGGGCCUCGAUUAGAAACCAAA
Teleopsis dalmanni is the source of this 1274-nucleotide messenger RNA. RefSeq lists its product as uncharacterized. NCBI's taxonomy places the organism in Eukaryota, Metazoa, Arthropoda, Insecta, Diptera, Diopsidae. Gene Ontology annotation, molecular function: protein binding. Gene Ontology annotation, cellular component: spindle pole. The transcript is spliced from 5 exons. The record is from RefSeq and is a predicted model, not a curated record. Bases 82 to 1266 code for a protein of 394 amino acids. Gene Ontology annotation, biological process: mitotic cell cycle; spindle organization; establishment of meiotic spindle localization.